Harmonia axyridis is the source of this 1869-nucleotide messenger RNA. RefSeq lists its product as uncharacterized. NCBI's taxonomy places the organism in Eukaryota, Metazoa, Arthropoda, Insecta, Coleoptera, Coccinellidae. The transcript has 10 exons. The coding region runs from base 67 to 1692 and encodes 541 amino acids. Gene Ontology annotation, biological process: protein localization to plasma membrane. Gene Ontology annotation, cellular component: plasma membrane. The record is from RefSeq and is a predicted model, not a curated record.
UUGACAGUUGGUUGUCAUUAUUUCUUACAUUGUCAAUAGAUAAUUCCGUAGAAUAUUUCUAUCGAUAUGGAAUCUGAAAAAGAAACUGUGACAACAGAACAAACAAGUACACCAAAUCCCGUUCCUCUAGAGAAAGGAUUUGCUUUUUCUUCCUCUGGUAUAUUCAAGAAAAGUCAACUUUUCGAUGAAACCCGUUGUCACACCUAUAUAGUACAGAUGAAUAAAGAAUGUUUGACACAUAACUCAGACACUUAUAAGAUACAUAUUGCUCGAAUGAAAGGACUGAAGAUCAUCAAUAAAAUAUUGAAAAAGGCAAACAAGGAACAUAUAACGUUUCAGAAUAUCGUUCAAAUCGUUUGGUGUACCCUCAGCUGUGUACAUCAUUUCCAAAUCAGAUUGUGCCAGAGUAAGAACCUGUUAUCUUUUGGAAAAUGGCGUCAGUCCCAAGAAGCUCUGGAAACUUUCGAUCGACUCGUGCAAACCUAUCAGCAAAUGGACUAUUUGAUCCUGAAGUCUAUAGUGAAGUUUUUCAAAGAAGCAAAAUUAUGGGGGAAUGAAUUCAUGAGUCAUGAUUUGUUAACAAGAUUUUUGGCCUUUACUUCGGACAGAAGUGCCGUUAUUUAUGAACUGCUUAGUGUUUGUGAAGAAUACACGAAUGCUAAUAACAUAACAGAGGCUAGGGAAUUGCUCCGAAUCGUCGAUAAAAUGUUCGAAGACUACGAAUGGCGCAGUAUUAACGAAACCCUUCUGGAGAAACUCUUCAAGAUGUUUUUCUCCAGCAUUGGACCUGGCGCCGAAGACGAAGAUAACAUUCUUAUCAUACAGAAGGGAUUGGAAGUGUGCCUCAGGCAUGUGUUAGAGAGUCUGCAUAACCACGAUCUGAUGAUAGCCAUAAGGCUGCUUCUGAUCUGGGUGCAGAAAGAAGAUGUCAACGAAUCUAUUUUGCUGGAAAUCGGCAGUAUGCUAGAGUACGCUGCGAUGAACUAUCACACCAAACUGUAUAAGGAAUCCAUACCCAACGACGUGAUAGACUCUCUGCUGAAACUGAUAUCUUCGAAGAAUAUGCUGCAGAGCCUGCUGGGAAACAGAGUGAUGCACUAUCUGAUAGACCGCUGCAAUAACAGAUUGAAAGUUGACACGCCAAGGAUAUUUUAUGAAAACUCCAAAUACAAUAUUGUGGUGAACACCUAUCACGAACAAGAUAAGCAGUUUUUCCAGAAGCAUCGGGAAGCUUUUCAUGCGUCAUUAUUAACUUCUAUAAUGACACAUGGCAUGAGACAGAUCAACCUCGAGAGUUCCUACACUUUGAUUGCUUUACUGAUGCUAGAGAUACCCUGCGCAUACACUGCAGCUGCUGGUGUUUGCCUGGCUAUGGCUAUUCAGGAGGCUACAUUCGAUAAUGACAAUUUCAACAUGAACCAAUCGCAUCGCCUCCAUGCUACAGUUAUGGCUAUAAUGUCCCUGGUCUGCUAUAUAUUCAAUGCCAAGGUAUUCUACGAGUAUAUAAACACAAUCAUCGACCGCAGGGCAGAGUUUGCACCCCACUUGAAUCCUCCGCUGAAGAGAAUCUACGAAUACAAUCAGCACCACGUCCACUGGGACAAACCGGAGCUGUUUUUCGAAGACUGGGAGGCUAGAUACGGACUCUGGAAAUGUUUCAAACAGGAUGAAAAUAAAACCUUCACAGCCUGAAAAAGUCAAAUGAUGUUCGGUCAGUUGUUGAAGAUGAAGAACCUUAACUUCUCCACUUAACUUCUCUUCAAGAAAAUAUUCAUGGAAAGGAUGUCUCUAUAGCUUUUCUCAAAUCGGUUGAGAAAACAAUACACUGUGAAGUGGUAUAUGUUAAAUAAUAAAUCUUAUAUAUAUCGA